This is a messenger RNA of Panthera uncia (snow leopard), 6068 nucleotides long. RefSeq names its product solute carrier family 6 member 17 (gene SLC6A17). The record is from RefSeq and is a predicted model, not a curated record. NCBI's taxonomy places the organism in Eukaryota, Metazoa, Chordata, Mammalia, Carnivora, Felidae. Gene Ontology annotation, cellular component: synaptic vesicle; plasma membrane. The coding region runs from base 763 to 2946 and encodes 727 amino acids. The transcript has 11 exons. Gene Ontology annotation, biological process: L-leucine transport; sodium ion transmembrane transport; alanine transport.
GAGGGUGAGAGAGAGAAUCCCAAGCAGGUUCCACACCAUCAGCACAGAGUCCAGUGCGGGGCUAGAACCCACGAACCAUGAGGUCACAACCCGGGCAGAAACCCAGAGCCGGACGCUUAAUCAGCUGAGCCACCCAGGUGCCCUCUGCAUUUCUAACAAGCUCCCUGUGAUGCUGCUGCCCAUGCGCUGUAUUUUGAACAGAAAGACCCCAGAGAAGGCAGACACUGGUUUCCCAGGGUCCCACCAGAUGGUUUGGUACAUAGCUAGAGCUCAGGAGGGCUAGGACUUGGCCACAAACCUGCACCACCUGGGAGGAGAGGGCUGUGGGGGCCUCCGAAGGGCCUUGAACACUUCAGGAUAUGCGGUUACAAAACGGGGCAGUGGCAUCAUGGAUGCCCCUUUAUUUGGGUUUGGUGGGUGGGUUGGCCCCUCCUACCCCAUUAGGUUUACCUUUCAGGCAUGCUCAGGCAGGGCCUGUGAGAAAACGGAGUCUGCAGACUUUGAGCCCCUCGGUGGGUACCCCUUGACAGGGAGAAAGACAAACGCAACAUUCCAGGCCACUCACAGCCCAGCCUCCGAGUAUGUGCCCGGAGUGAUGGCGGAUCUGGGUCCGCUCGGGCUCCCCACCUCUCUGGGGUGGUCAGCUGAUCCUCCCCUGCUCACCUGGUCUCACAGGUCCCUGGAUGAGAAGGAGCUGACAGCAGCUGAGCCCCACCUUCUCUGAGUGCCGGGGAGCGGGGCUGCGUGGCCCAGGCGUCACCAAUGCCUAAGAACAGCAAGGUGACCCAGCGUGAGCACAGCAGUGAGCAUGUCACGGAGUCGGUGGCUGACCUGCUGGCCCUCGAGGAGCCCGUGGACUACAAGCAGAGCAUCCUGAAUGUGGCAGGUGAGGCUGGCGGCAAGCAGAAGGCGGCAGAGGAGGAGCUGGACGCGGAGGACCGGCCGGCCUGGAACAGCAAGCUGCAGUACAUCCUGGCCCAGAUCGGCUUCUCCGUGGGCCUGGGCAACAUCUGGAGGUUCCCCUACCUGUGCCAGAAAAAUGGAGGCGGUGCCUACCUGGUGCCCUACCUCGUGCUACUGAUCAUCAUCGGGAUCCCACUCUUCUUCCUGGAGCUGGCUGUGGGCCAGAGGAUCCGCCGUGGCAGCAUUGGUGUGUGGCACUACGUGUGCCCCCGCUUGGGGGGCAUCGGCUUCUCCAGCUGCAUAGUCUGCCUGUUUGUUGGGCUAUAUUAUAAUGUGAUCAUCGGCUGGAGCAUUUUCUACUUCUUCAAGUCCUUCCAGUACCCGCUGCCCUGGAGCGAAUGUCCUGUCACCAGGAAUGGGACUGUGGCAGUGGUGGAGGUAGAGUGUGAAAAGAGCUCAGCCACCACCUACUUCUGGUACCGAGAGGCCUUGGACAUCUCCAACUCCAUCUCGGAGAGCGGAGGCCUCAACUGGAAGAUGACCCUGUGCCUCCUGGUGGCCUGGAGCAUCGUGGGCAUGGCCGUGGUCAAGGGCAUCCAGUCCUCUGGGAAGGUGAUGUAUUUCAGCUCCCUGUUCCCCUAUGUGGUGCUGGCCUGCUUCCUGGUCCGGGGGCUGCUGCUGCGAGGGGCUGUCGAUGGCAUCCUACACAUGUUCACCCCCAAGCUGGACAAGAUGCUGGACCCCCAGGUGUGGCGGGAGGCAGCCACACAGGUCUUCUUCGCCCUGGGGCUAGGCUUCGGGGGUGUCAUCGCCUUCUCCAGCUACAACAAGCAAGAUAACAACUGUCACUUCGAUGCUGCACUGGUGUCCUUCAUUAACUUCUUCACCUCGGUGCUGGCCACCCUCGUGGUGUUUGCUGUGCUGGGCUUCAAGGCCAACAUCAUGAACGAGAAGUGUGUGGUCGAGAAUGCCGAGAAAAUCCUGGGGUACCUCCACACCAAUGUCCUGAGCCGGGACCUCAUCCCUCCACACGUCAACUUCUCGCACCUGACUGCCAAGGACUACACGGAGAUGUACAAAGUCAUCAUGGCCGUGAAGGAGGACCACUUCUCAGCUCUGGGUCUCGACCCCUGCCUCCUGGAGGACGAGCUGGACAAGUCCGUGCAGGGCACAGGGCUGGCCUUCAUCGCCUUCACUGAGGCCAUGACGCACUUCCCGGCCUCCCCGUUCUGGUCUGUCAUGUUCUUCCUGAUGCUCAUCAACCUGGGUCUGGGCAGCAUGAUUGGGACCAUGGCCGGCAUCACCACGCCCAUCAUCGACACCUUCAAGGUGCCCAAGGAGAUGUUCACAGUGGGCUGCUGUGUCUUUGCAUUCUUCGUGGGGCUAUUGUUCGUCCAGCGCUCCGGAAACUACUUUGUCACCAUGUUUGACGACUACUCUGCCACCCUGCCGCUCACCGUCAUCGUCAUCCUUGAGAACAUUGCUGUGGCCUGGAUCUAUGGAACCAAGAAGUUCAUGCAGGAGCUGACAGAGAUGCUGGGCUUCCGGCCCUAUCGCUUCUAUUUCUACAUGUGGAAGUUCGUAUCUCCACUGUGUAUGGCUGUGCUCACCACGGCGAGCAUCAUCCAGCUGGGGGUCACGCCCCCCGGGUACAGCGCCUGGAUCAAGGAGGAGGCUGCGGAGCGCUACCUGUACUUCCCUAACUGGGCCAUGGCACUCCUGAUCACCCUCAUCGUCGUGGCGACCUUGCCCAUCCCUGUGGUGUUCAUCCUCCGGCACUUCCACCUGCUCUCUGAUGGCUCCAACACCCUCUCCGUGUCCUACAAGAAGGGCCGCAUGAUGAAGGACAUCUCCAACCUGGAGGAGAACGAUGAGACCCGCUUCAUCCUCAGCAAGGUGCCCAGCGAGGCACCCUCCCCCAUGCCCACUCACCGCUCCUACCUGGGGCCCGGCAGCACGUCGCCCCUGGAGACCAGCGGCAACCCCAAUGGACGCUAUGGGAGCAGCUACCUCCUGGCCAGCACCCCCGAGUCGGAGCUGUGACCACCGCCCCACCCUGCCCUGCCCACCUCUCCCCCCACACCCAUCCAGCCUGCUCGUCCCGGCCUGGCCUCGAUUCCUAGGCCAGGCCCUCUGCCCACGGAGAGGGGGGGUGCCCUCCCUCAUCCCCCACCCCAGUCCCGGCCAGCUCCUCCCUAGACCUGAGCAGGGGCCGGGAGAAACUCUGUCCCCAGUGCAGGCUCCCAGCCCAUCUCACCUCCUGAGACCCGCUCACCAAAUUGCAGCUGAUUAACGAGAACAAUCCAGAAGUCCGGAUUCCCAGCACAGUGGAGACUGCAAGUGGCCACUGUAGGGGUCACUCUCCCUACCCGCUCCCUGUAACCUGGCACCUGUCGUUCUUAGGUCCUGGGCAUCCCUCCGUGCCGCCAGGUGGUGGUGAGAGGCUCGGCGUCGGGUAGGACAGGGUGUGGGGCAGCCCAGAGGCUGAUGAAUUCAAGGUUGGGGACGGGACGAUUGUGUCAGGACUCAGGGCUCAGACUUGGGACAGAAUCUUGUGGAAGUCCCCAGGUUCUGUUUUGGGAGGCAGAUAGCGCUCUCUGGCUUGAGUGCAAGCCUCUGCAGUGGAAGGGGGGCUGGGCACGGGGGCCCUUGGCCUGCAGCACAAUUCAGAUGGUUUAGAGCACAAUUGCGAAGCACACUCCCUCUCACCCGGGGGCCCAAACUUUCUCACUAGCGGCAGCUUCUCCCCUGGAAUGAGGGUCCCUGGAGUUCAGGGGCUCGUACCCAGCAAACCUCAUCCCUAGGGAAAGACAGAUAACUUCACUGCCCCUUUGGGCUGCCACUCACUCUCCUUGUUCGAGCACAGCCAGCGCCAUGUGCAUGUCAUGUGUGAAUAUCUCGGGAACCUUCCCCAAGCCGCCCGGCCCGUGACAGGGAGGGCACGGGCAGUGCUGUGGGCACCGGGGUUGCCCAGGAGAAGGGCCGGGUCUCUGUCCUGGGGCCCAGCCCCCGCCACAUCCCCACCCACCCCUACCUGAGGCCUCCCCCAGAAGAGGGCUGCCCUCGGAGUGCAGGCUGGGAGGACUGGAGUCCGGCUGGAGAAUAAUGUCUGCAGAGCGCUGGAUGGGCUCGUGGAAGGAUGGUCGCGUGGAUGCACGGGCGUGGAUGGAUGGAAGGCAGGCAGCCUGGCGGGGAUGGCGGAACUCCAAUUGUGAGAGCUGAGGUACACGGGGUAGCAGCGGGCCACAGUGCUAGGCCCGGGCACCUUCACGCAACAUCCCGAGUCACUCCCAUGUUCUCAGCGCUGGGAGGGACAGGCCACACCCAGGGUUCCCUCCUUCAUCCCCUAGCCCCGUGGUCCCCCCCACCAACUCGACAGGGGGCCCCUCCCCCCGCAUCUGCUCCCAUUUCCAGCCCUCUGGCCACACCUGUCCUUUCUCAGUGUGAGGAGGGGAAGGAGACCCACAUGUCCCCGAAGACAUGAGCUUUUGGGGCACAGCAUCCCGCCUCAGGCACCUCACCAACACCUCCUACCUGGCCCCAUGCCUAAUCCCAGCAGACUUAGCAACAGGAAAAGCAAGGCCCCAGGAGAGACACUCUACUAUAUAUACUCUUCUAUAUAUUCUAUUUCUAUUGUAUAUUCAAUCUGUACAUGUGGGUGUAAAUGCUGUUAAAUGACAAACCCAAUAUUAUACUGUGGCUGGUGGACUAUUUUCAUCCUCAGUGCUGUACAGAUCUAUUUUCAUUGUAUAUUUGAUAUAUUUUUAAUUUUGUAGCGUGUGGCUGGGCCAGGCCCCAGCCUGCCAGCCUGCACCAGGGCGGUUGAGCGGGGCCGUCUGCUUGGUUCUUACGGGCCGGGUAGUGCUUGUAGCCUUUGGCUGCGGGCCGGGCCCCGUCCCGGCUGUGGCUCUGCUGUGUUAGACAUAAGGCCUGGAGCUUGGUGCGUGCGUGCGUGUGCGUGCGUGUGUGUGUGUGGUGCGUGCACCUAUCUGGGUGUGGGUGCGUGUAGGUGAUUCGUGCCGGCCCGUGUUCACCACGUCCCUGCAGACCACACUGGCCCUCUCCCUGCCUCCCCCCUCAGCUCUGUCAGGCAAGGCCUCGGGGCAGGGUGCUGUGGGGAAAGGCAGGUGUUUCUUGCUGGUGGCCCAUUACCUUCCUACCCCUGGGCUUGCCAGAAACAGGGAAGGAGGGGCUUUGGGGUGGGGGGGACAGCCCCCAAAUUUAUUUUCUAGCCAACUUCUUGCUGUUCCCUCUGGAGUCACAAGCUUUGCAUCCUGAGGAAAAGUGCUGGGUUUCUUAAGAUGGGGAGACCCCAGGAGAGCCUCUCCCAGCGCCUCUGUCCCGUGUUCAUCCUUGAGACAGUCCUGAGAGGGCUCAGAAAGGAACAGCUUCCCUUUCCCUGCGCUUUUGACACACACUCCUCACUCCUCAGGGGGGCUGGGAGCGGUUGGUCAAGGCCAGAAGAGGUGAGGCAUCUGACAAGGUGAGAUCCAGCCCCAGAUUCCCUGGAGGAGCGGGAGGGGCAGGCCCCCACAUCCCUGUGUCGGGUCCACGUCCCUUACCGGCUUUGGUGCUGUCCAUGCAGUGCCCACAGGAGACAGCGGACUCAGGGCAGGCAGGGCGGGGUGGGGGGGGAGUGCCUGAAAGCGUCCCCCGGUCCCUGCUCCUGCCUGUCCUCCAGCCCCGGUCACCAGCUUCUUCCUCGGGGAGCCCUACUCCGCUGAGGCGAUGCGAAGCCUGGGCUCCAGAUGGGGGUGGACAGGUGGGGCAUACUGGCGAGGGGUUGGCUUUUGCCCUCCAGCAAUAAAUCUGAGGGGACGUCUUUCCUAGUGCCAGGAGAAGCCUUCCUGAGUCAGCCUGCCAUAGGUGGUGAGGCUGGGGGCCACAAGCUGCGUGGUGCCAGGCCCUCAGCAGGCCUGUAGUAUUAUAGGCAGGGGGCUCCCCUUCUGCCCUUCCUCACAGCUACACCCGCCUGUCCCCCCAGAGUACUGCCACGGUGGGAGAGAGCAGAGACAUGAAGUCCGUGUGCCCCGUGACUGGCCAGGGCCCUGGGUCAAGACCGCUCAGCCCAGGGGAGGGGCCAAGGCAUCGUCAUCCCCCGACCCCCUCCUUCCUUUCUACUCCCCCCACCCACGGUGUACAAUAAAGUGUCUGUUCUUACCAAA